AUGGCGUCGCGUUUCUUCUACGGCAGCGACAGCGAGUCCAGCUCCUCCGGCGAGGAGGAGGAUGUUUACGACCACUCCGAGGAGGAAGGCAGCGAAGCCGAGGGUUCUAGCGAUGAUUCUUCCGACUCUGGUUCCGACUCCGAUGAGUCUGACGACGGCAAGACCGGUAUCAACAAGUUCUUGAGGGAUGCUUCCGACAGCGAGGAGAGCGAGGAUGAGGAGAAGGUCACAGUUGUCAAGAGUGCCAAGGACAAGCGAUUGGAGGGUCUGGAAAACACGAUCAAGUUGAUCGAGAACGCUCAGAAGAUCGGUGACUGGUCUGUCAUCUCGACUGAGUUCGACAACCUUAACAAAAUGAUCAUCAAGGUCAACCAGUCCGGCCCGACCCCUAAAGUUUACGUCAAGGCCGUUGCCGACCUCGAGGACUUUGUCAACGAGACCACCAGCAAGCAGAAGUCCUCCAACAAGAAGAUGAACGCUAGCAGCCAGAAGAGCCUGAACGCCGUCAAGCAGCGUAUCAAGAAGAACAACAAGGAAUAUGCUGCCCAGAUCGAGAAGUAUCGCGCCGCCAAGGACGACUUCAUGGCCAGCGAGGAGGAGGUUGAGAAACCCGCUCCCACCCCCGCCCCCAAGCCCACCAGGAUCGAGAAAAUCGAAAACUUCGCUGCUGCCGCUGCCGCCGGCGACGAUGACGGUUUCGCUACCGUCGGCCGUGGUGGCAAGACUCUUCAGUACACCCCCGAGAGCAUCCUCAAGCACCUCCGCGUCAUUGUUGAGUCCCGAGGAAAGAAGAACACCGACCGUUUGGAUCAGAUCCGCACCAUGGAGAAGCUCCUCGAGGUGGCCAACACCCCGUAUCAGCGCAUCCGUGUCUACCUGACCCUUAUCUCUACUCGUUUCGACCUGACCUCGGCCUCCGCCAAUUAUAUGAGCCCCGAUCAGUGGAAGCACGCUGACCGCGAAUUCGGCACUCUUUUGUCUGUUCUGGAGGAGCACCGCAACUUCAUUAUCUCUGAGACUGCCGAUGAAUGGGAGGAUGAUGAGAAGCUCCCCACUGUCGCUGAUGGCGAGACCUUCUACAUUCCUGGCAGCAUCGUGUCCUACAUCGAGCGUCUGGAUGACGAGCUUACUCGCUCCUUGCAGCAGAUCGACCCCCACACUGCUGAGUACAUCGAGCGCCUGAGUGACGAGCAGCAGCUGUACAACAACAUUGUUCGCACCCAGCUCUAUGCCGAGAGCCUGAUCGCCGAUGAUAAGAACGACGCUCGUCAGGACAAUGUCAACCGCGUUGUCAUCCGUCGGUUGGAGCACGUCUACUUCAAGCCAUCCCAGGUUGUCUCCAUUCUCGAGGACGCCACAUGGAAGGCUCUUCCCGAGCACCUUGACUCAACCAUCACUUCCCGCAAGAAUGCUGGAGACGUGGCCCACCUCCUCCAGACCCUCACCAACUACCUGUUCCAGCACAGCGACGGCAUCAUUCGUGCCCGUUCCAUGCUGUGCCAGAUCUACUUCCUUGCCCUGCACGACCAAUACUACCGCUCUCGUGACCUGAUGCUCAUGUCGCACUUGUCCGAGAACAUCUCCAACUUCGACGUCAGCACCCAGAUCCUCUUCAACCGCACUCUUGUCCAGAUCGGUCUGUGCGCCUUCCGCGCCGGUCUUAUUUACGAGGCCCAGACUACCCUCGGUGAGAUCUGCGGCAGUGGCCGCCAAAAGGAGCUGCUUGCUCAGGGCAUCAUUCUCCAGCGUUAUUCCACUGUCUCCCCCGAGCAGGAGCGUCUGGAGCGCCAGCGCCAGCUGCCCUUCCACAUGCACAUCAACCUCGAGUUGCUUGAGUGCAUUUACCUGACUUCUAGCAUGUUCCUCGAGGUUCCUCUCAUGGCCCAAACCUCUUCUUCCCCCGAGAUGCGCCGUCGCAUGAUCUCCAAGACCUUCCGCCGCAUGCUUGACUACAACGAGCGCCAGGUGUUCACCGGACCCCCCGAGAAUACCCGCGAUGGAGUGAUCAUGUCCGCCAAGUUCCUCGCCGCCGGAGACUGGAAGAAGGCCGCCGACAUGCUGGCAUCUAUCAAGAUCUGGGAUCUGAUGCCGCAACCCGAGAAGAUCAAGGAGAUGCUCUCUGCCCAGACCCAGGAGGAGGGCCUGCGCACCUACCUCUUCACCUACGCCCCCUUCUACGACAGCCUCUCCAUCUCCUCCCUCGCCGACAUGUUUGAGCUGCCCGUUAAGAAGAUUGCCGCUAUCAUUAGCCGCAUGAUCUCCCACGAGGAGCUUGGCGCCGCCCUCGACCAGGUCAACGACGCCAUUGUCUUCCGCAAGGGCGUCGAGCUCUCCCGCCUGCAGUCCCAGAUCGUCACCCUGGCCGACAAGUCCAUGUCUCUUCUCGAGUCCAACGAGAAGACUCUGGAGCAGCGUACCCAGGGUAUGGCCAACGCAUUCCAGCGCGAGUCUGGCCCUGGUGCCCGCGGUGGCCGUGGUGGUGGCCGUGGAGGUGCUCGUGGAGGUGGCCGGGGAGGUGCCCGUGGUGGUGCCCGCAUCCCUGGCGGUCAGCAGUUCGGUGGUGGUGCAUUGGGCGGUGCGAUUAAGGCUUAA
This is a messenger RNA of Penicillium maclennaniae, 2592 nucleotides long. RefSeq names its product translation initiation factor eIF3 core subunit c (gene nip1). The coding region runs from base 1 to 2592 and encodes 863 amino acids. Gene Ontology annotation, biological process: translational initiation. The transcript has 2 exons. NCBI's taxonomy places the organism in Eukaryota, Fungi, Ascomycota, Eurotiomycetes, Eurotiales, Aspergillaceae. Gene Ontology annotation, cellular component: eukaryotic translation initiation factor 3 complex. The record is from RefSeq and is a predicted model, not a curated record. Gene Ontology annotation, molecular function: RNA binding; translation initiation factor binding; translation initiation factor activity.